AUGGCAGAUGGCUACGCGAGAGUCUCCGGCCGGGCGCAAGCUGUCGUAGUCCAUGUCGACGUGGGCACGCAAGCGCUUGGACAGGGCCUACACAAUGCAAGCGUCGGGCGGGCGCCUGUGUUCAUCUUCGCCGGAAUGUGUCCCUAUACUGAGGCUGGGGAGAUGACGGGGUCACGGACAGAGUAUAUGCACUGGCUGCAGGAAGCGCCUGACCAGAAAGCCAUCGUUCGCCAAUAUUGCAGAUAUACUGGCGAGAUCCGGACAGGCCUCAACGUCAAGCAGACCGUUGCACGUGCGCUGCAGUUUGCAAACAGUGGACCAAAAGGACCAGUCUAUGUUGCCAGCGGACGAGAAACACUUGCGGAGGUAAUCGAGGAGCCUUACCAGUUGGAUCAGGAACAGUGGAAAGCCCCUUCAUUCCUGGAACGCGAAAAAGUUCUUGCGGAUAGUCAUAAGCAGAAACUCGUCGAAAUCGCGGCACGAUGUCACUUGGGCGACGAGCAAUCUCUCGACGCGAGCAACAUUGGCCAUCUUCUCAAGCAAAUCCUUCCGGACACAACGGUAUUCGUGAUCGAGGCUGUGACAUGCGGGCAGCUUCUCUCUGAUCAGAUUCAGGCCGACCGACCUGGCAGUUGGAUCAAUUGCGGUGCAACUGGUAUUGGCUGGAGCAAUGGUGCAGCACUAGGUGUCAAGAUGGCCACAGACGACGCUGCCGUCACUAUGGAAAGUGCGCAUAAGCCAACGCUCAUCUGCCAGGUUGUUGGAGAUGGUAGCUUCAUGUGCGCAGCACCUUCGAGCGCGUUGUGGGUCGCCUCCAAGUACAAAAUACCCAUCCUUACAAUCGUACUCAACAAUGGUGGUAGGUCUGCUAUCGAACAACUUGCUAUAUGCGCGCUGACAUUCUUACCAGGCUUCAAGGCUCCAAAGAACUCAACCGCCUUGGUGUAUCCUGAUGGAUUGAAUCAGGGAGCGACUGAUGAUGAGAUGAAUAUCUCCUUCAGGCCAUCUCCGAACUAUGCUGCACUCGCAGAAGCAGCUACUGGAAGCCAGAGUUCGAACGUCUCGACGCAGGAUUCGAAUCAUUGGAUGGAAGGCGUACGAGUAGAUUCCGUAGCGUCGUUGAGGAAAGAGCUGGGUAAGGUUUCACAGAGAGUGCUAGAGGCGAAAAAAGGCAUGUUGAUUGAGGCCUUGAUAGCUUAG
Messenger RNA from Alternaria metachromatica, 1200 nucleotides. RefSeq lists its product as uncharacterized. The record is from RefSeq and is a predicted model, not a curated record. Gene Ontology annotation, cellular component: acetolactate synthase complex; mitochondrion. Gene Ontology annotation, biological process: L-valine biosynthetic process. NCBI's taxonomy places the organism in Eukaryota, Fungi, Ascomycota, Dothideomycetes, Pleosporales, Pleosporaceae. Gene Ontology annotation, molecular function: thiamine pyrophosphate binding; acetolactate synthase activity; flavin adenine dinucleotide binding. The coding region runs from base 1 to 1200 and encodes 399 amino acids. The transcript has 2 exons.